Molecule: messenger RNA, 1405 nt
Organism: Anopheles gambiae (African malaria mosquito)
Lineage: Eukaryota; Metazoa; Arthropoda; Insecta; Diptera; Culicidae
Exons: 2
Coding region: 44-1405 (453 amino acids)
Molecular function (GO): zinc ion binding; nucleic acid binding
Source: RefSeq, a predicted model, not a curated record
CGAGGAUAAAAAAGGUCACAGCAGAGAAUCCGCAAGUAAAAAGAUGAGUCAAAUAGGAAACAUAGAGCCCUACGUAAUGGGAGAAAGUUUCAAAGAGUAUAUUCAUCGGCUGGAGAUGUAUUUCACCGUCAAUGAUAUUGCGGUAGAAAAAAAAGUACCAGUGUUGAUCACAAUGGCUGGUGCGUCGUUGUAUUCGGUAGCAAUAAAGUUGUGUGCACCGGAUGAUCCACGAGAUAAAACGUAUGCAGAUUUAGUGAAGGUGUUGGAGAAGCAUUUCAAGCCCAACGUGAACGUUGUGUCCGAGCGUUAUCUACUCAGAAAGUGUAAGCAGACAGCGGAACAGUCGAUUGCUGAUUACAUCAUUGAGCUGAAGGCAGCGGCACAGACGUGUGAUUUCGGCAGUUUCUUAUCAGACGCUCUAAGAGAUCAAUUUGUGGCUGGCGUGUACGAUCUGGAGCUUCGCAAACGGCUGCUGAAGAAGGAAGAUUUAAAAUUCGUGCGAGCAUGUGAAAUCGCUCGAUCUUGGGAAGCAGCGCAAGAACAGAACGAGGUAAUGACCGACAGAGAGAGAAACGUGUUGGCGGCCAUGCAGAAAGCAGCAAAGCAGCAACCGGUGAACCAGCAGCGAGGGCAACAGGUGAUGUGUCGGCGGUGCGGCAAAGGUCAUGACCCGUUAAACUGUCCUGCGCGAACCUGGAAGUGUUAUGUGUGUGGGAAGCAAGGGCACGUAGCGAAAGUGUGUCGUGGUCGAUCGUAUCAGAGAGGCGUACGAAAAGUAGAAGGAACUAAUACAAGUGUACCGCAAAUGAUCACGUUAGUGUGCGAUGGAAAAAAGUUAGUUUUUGAAAUAGAUUGUGGUGCGUGUGCGAGUGUGAUCUCGCAAAAGACAUAUACGGAUGUAUUUAGCGAAGUAGAGGUGAAGCCGACCACCAUGUCUUUUAUAUCGGCGUCGGGUCAAUCGUUAAAACCCAUCGGUAAAAUUGAAGUGAAGAUUAGGAUGCCGAAGGCGGAAAAAGAAGAAAAGUUAGAGUUGGUGAUUAUACCUACGGAAAGGGAAGUAAGUCCUUUAUUAGGACGAGAUGGGUUGGAUUUAUUAUUUCCAAACUGGAGAAAAGUGUUUGAGAUAAAAGUAAUAGAAACGGAUCUAGUUAUGGAAAUAGCAAAGAAAUUUCCGAAAGUUAUAAAAUCAGGAGAGAACGAAACAAUUGAAGGUUUCAAGGCGGAUUUAGUAUUAAAGGCAGGUUGUGGUCCUGUAUUUCAUAAAGCGUACCCAGUGCCAUACUCAAUGCAGACGAAAGUAGAAGAAGCUUUAGACAAGCUUGUAGCAGAAGGUGUUUUACGGCCAACACGAUUUUCAAAAUGGGCAAGUCCAAUUGUUAUAGUGAAGAAGCAAGAUGGAAGGUAA